Molecule: messenger RNA, 418 nt
Organism: Myxozyma melibiosi
Lineage: Eukaryota; Fungi; Ascomycota; Lipomycetes; Lipomycetales; Lipomycetaceae
Exons: 1
Coding region: 83-295 (70 amino acids)
Source: RefSeq, a predicted model, not a curated record
UUUAUUGCUGCUUGCUCUGCUAUCUAUUUUGAAUCUUGUAUAUCUAAUUUUGCUUUCUGUGGACCUGGCGAAUCUGGCGUGAAUGUUUCUAAUAUCGAUUGUUUGCUUCUGUUGCUGGAAUAUUGUACAAACCGUUCUCUUCUUAGGAUCGCUACAUAAAUGUAUUUCUACUCCUAAUCACUUUUCCAAAUCCGGCUGUCUUGGACGAAUUGAGGCAUAUCCGAUGAUCAUCGGGCGUUUGGGUUUGUGGAAUUGGAUAACCGCGCGCGUAUUUCCUGAUCGGGAAGUACUUUAACCAGCGACGGUUAUGCCGCGAGCAGAAGAAGGUUCUGCUCCUUUGCAUCUUGUCGGCAGAGGGGACAUUCGGGCUUAUCGCUGUUAGCAGCUACUUUUGAAGCAUAUAGAGCAGUAUAAGAAA